UAUCUUUGUGUCAGCAUGGAAUUUGUCUCUCUCACUUUCUAUGAUGAUUCCCUUUGUUGAAACUUUUAAAUUCCUAGAAAUGUUUAUGAUGAUUGCUUCAAUUCUGCUGUUUGUUUUUUCUGUAGUAUAUUUGUGCGAUGUCAACUAUGGAAAAUGACGGUGGUGAUGAUUCAACUCUAUGGGGUGCUACCAAUGAAAAGAUUUAUAUAGAUGUUAUGGUAGAUUUAAUAAACAAAGGUGGUAUGAAAGAUGGUCAGUUCAGUUCAAAGGAAUGGACUAAUAUGCUUGAAGCUCUGAAUAAUAAGUCUAAAAGAAACUACAACAUGAAGCAAAUUAAGCAGAAAUUCAAUAGGCUUCGAAGUAAGCAUCGUGAGUUUAGUGAGCUGUUGCAACAAACUGAAUUUGGUUGGGAUGCUGAAACUAAUACUGUGAAUGCUACAGAUGAAAUAUGGCAAAACUAUAUACGGGUGCAUCCUAAAGCAACUCAAUUUCGAAAGAAAGGAUGUGAGCAUUACAAGCUAUUAGGAAUUAUAUUUAACAAGUCAACUGCUACUGGAGUGUUUUGUCACGCAUCUACUAGUGAUCCACCCAAUACUGAUGAUGAGAUGGAAUUGGAGGCUGAGAGUGCACAUGUUAACAUUAGUCGUGAUGAUCCCUUUUCUACUCUCGAUAAAUUAACAAGCAAUUUGAGGAAACGCACUACAUCAUCUAGCUCAGAAUGUAGAAGUAAAAAGGAAACUAGGUCACAACAAAUGAGUGAUGCAAUCCAAACAUGGACUGAGACAGUAAAGGCAAAGACAGAAGUUGCUAAAGCUAAGGCAGAAAAAUAUAAAAGUUCCUAUAGUGUGGAUGAUAAUAGUAUUGGUAAUGCAAAAGAUUGUUCCAUUGCUACAUGUGUGAGCCUUCUUGAAGCAAUAGAUGGAGUUGACAAUGCUACUUAUCUUAAAGCAGUAGAAAAGUUGAGAGAGAUGAUAUGUUCAAAUGAAUGCUAUGUUUGCCUACACUUGGUUAAUGGUGUGCUUGAUUAUUGGAUGAAAUGUAUUGGUGCAAUUGAUGGCACACAUAUAAGCGCACAUGUUCCUGCUGAAAAGCAAGUUAGCUAUAGAGGGAGAAAAUCUAUAGUGACUCAAAAUGUUUUAUGUGCAUGCAAUUUCAACAUGAUGUUUACUUUCGUUUAUGCUGGUGAGUAUUAUGUUGUUGAUUCUGGAUUUUCAUGUACCAUGGGUUUUCUUCCUCCAUUUCGAGGUGAAAGAUAUCAUUUGCAAGAAUAUCAUGGUAGAGGUCGCCAACCAAGAGGACCAAAAGAAUUGUUUAAUUAUAGGCAUUCUUCACUUAGAAAUGUUAUUGAACGUUGCUUUGGUGUGUUGAAAGCGCGGUUUCGAAUUUUGAAAAUGAUGCCAUCUUACAAGCAAAGUAGACAACCUCUGAUAGUUAUAGCUUGUUGUACACUACAUAAUUUCAUUCGAAAGUGGGCACAAAAUGAUGUUAUGUUUAUACAAUGGGAAGAAGAAGAACAAGAGAUUGAAGAUGAAGAAGCUAAUACAAGUGGAUCAAACAAUAGUAUAGAUUUGUCAGACGAAGCAGCAACAGCUAUGGCAGCUUAUCGAAAUCAGCUUUCACAAGUCCAGGUGGGUCUCCAUCGCAUUGGCCUAUAUUGGUAUUCUCUGAUUCUUGAAGAAAAAGCACUGGAGCUCAGAGACAACGGUCAAAAUAGGGACCAGAGAAGAAGACCCCACUACGACUGA
Messenger RNA from Ziziphus jujuba (common jujube), 1745 nucleotides. RefSeq lists its product as uncharacterized. The record is from RefSeq and is a predicted model, not a curated record. The transcript is spliced from 6 exons. The coding region runs from base 138 to 1745 and encodes 535 amino acids. NCBI's taxonomy places the organism in Eukaryota, Viridiplantae, Streptophyta, Magnoliopsida, Rosales, Rhamnaceae.